Cylicostephanus goldi is the source of this 227-nucleotide messenger RNA. Lineage: Eukaryota; Metazoa; Nematoda; Chromadorea; Rhabditida; Strongylidae. The record is from the annotation of a GenBank genome assembly.
AUGUUAACAUGCUCUAGGAUGUCUAGCCCUUCGAGGCAGAUAAAGUGUGUUGUUGUCGGAGAUGGAACUGUUGGUAAAACCUGUAUGCUGAUUUCCUAUACCACUGACUCAUUUCCUGUACACUUUGACAACUACUCAGCUCAAAUGACACUGGAUAAUCAUACUGUCAACCUCGGUUUAUGGGAUACUGCUGGUCAGGUAUGUCGAUUUUCAGUACUUGUUUGAAG